Molecule: messenger RNA, 2416 nt
Organism: Haliaeetus leucocephalus (bald eagle)
Lineage: Eukaryota; Metazoa; Chordata; Aves; Accipitriformes; Accipitridae
Product: cytokine receptor common subunit beta-like
Biological process (GO): cytokine-mediated signaling pathway; immunoglobulin mediated immune response
Cellular component (GO): external side of plasma membrane
Molecular function (GO): protein binding; cytokine receptor activity
Source: RefSeq, a predicted model, not a curated record
UACAACCAGUGACAAAGAAGGAAGAACAGUGGCUGUUGAGCAUGCAUUUGAGGAAGAACAGCCAGUGAUGCAGGGAGUUGUUGCCUGACAUAAGAUCAUGCUUGUGUGCAAAGGUGUGAAGAUGAGAGAGUUCAUCAGUCUUCUUCUGGCUCCAUGCUUGGUUUUGGGGGUUGGAACUAUUCGAGAGAGCAUCCCAAUGCAGACCCUACAGUGUUAUGGCGACUAUGUAUCUCUUACAACUUGCACAUGGAUGGAGUGUUCAGAGGCUCAUCAAUUCGUGAAUGUGACUCUGAACUGCUGUGAAAAGAACAAAGAAAUGACCUGCAGGUCCCACAAAGGUGAAAACCACACUGAGUGCCAGAACUUCACAAUGCAUUGGGUGUGUCACAAACAUGGACAUGAUGGAGAAUAUUACACCUUCAAUUUUGACCUGACAAUACAGGCAGAGCUAAAUGUCUACUUGCUUCAGAAUGUUCAGACCCUCCCACCUCAAAACCUCUCAGUCAGCUUGAUGGGAUCAGGAGACUUCUUGCUGACCUGGGAAGCAGCUGAUGGAAGCCAAGGGCUGGGCAAUGCCCUGGAGUAUGAAGUCACUUACAAGCGGGAGUGGGAGUCCUGGGAGAAAGCUGCCUCGCUCUUGCUCUCCAACACCACACAUUGCCAUCUCAGCCGCGAGGACCUUGUCCCAGGGAGCAGCUAUGUUGCCCGUGUGCGAGCCAGACCGGGGCGGGCCAGUGGCUUCUCUGGGCAGUACAGCGAGUGGAGCACGGAGGCAUCGUGGGAGACCCCUGAAGGUGGCCUUCAGCCCAGGAACCUUCGCUGCCUCUUCAAUGGUGCAGACCAUUUGAUGUGCAGCUGGGAAGUGAAGAAAGCAAUUACCACCUCUGUCCUCUUUGGCUUGUUCUUCAGGGCCACUCCAUCAUCAGCAGAAGAGGAGUGCUCUCCUGUGCUUGAGAAGGCCUUGCCCCAUGUCCUGUAUGUAGUCCAGAGCUGUGAGAUCCCGGUCAGCAACUCCAGCAGUCAGAGCCAGUACCAUGUGUCUGUCCGGGCCAAGACAGAGGAGAAACUGAUUGAAGCCUACAAGAACAUUAAGGUGCUGCCGCCUGCAAAUGUGUCAGUAACGGUGACAGGGAACCAAGAGUAUGAACUGAGGUGGAUAAAACACACUUUCAAAUAUGGCCUCAUAAAACAGAGAUACGAAGUUGAGUACUGGAAAACCCACCAAUAUAAAAAGACUCUCCAGAAGUUAAAUAUCAACAAUGAUGAACCUCCCUUCAUCUUCACGCUGCAGAGGCUGGCACCAUCUACAGAAUAUAGGGGGAAAAUGCGUGCAAGGGUGAACAUGCCUCAUUGUGAUGGGCCUUGGAGUGAAUGGAGUGAGGAGUUCACCUGGAAAACUGAGAAUGUUCUGCCACCAGUGGUUCUCCCAGUGAUGCUCCCAGUUCUCAUCAUCACUUUGCUAACAGUUGCUUAUUGCAGCUCUAAGUAUUUCCUCAGGAAGAAGAAAAUGUGGGAGGCAAAGAUUCCGAACCCCGGCAAGAGUCUCCUGAUCCAGAGCUACCUGGGGAAAGUACCCUUAGGAAACCAGCCAACAAGCAGCCAGCUGGACUUCAACAAAUACAACCUUUCCGAGAAGAUGGAGCAGGCUAGCUUCCUUCAAGUUGUGGACAGGCAGACGAAGACUUUGGCAGAGUCCCCUGAAGGGCAGGCUAAGACGACAGAUGUUUCCCCUGUUGCACUGGACCUACAGAACUCCUACCAUGCUUUAAAUGAGCCAGAGCACGCCCCAGUUGCCUGCUCACGUCAGAUUGCUGGUCAUUCCUUUCCUGUUUCGAGGAGAAACAGUGCUGAUGCAAGUGUUGCUUCCCAGAGAGCAAUCCCUUGCUUUGCUUUCAAUGGUCCAUACUUGUACGGCCCAGUGGCAUCCUCCCAGCCUGAUAUGCAUCCGACCCUGGGAGUGGACCCAGUGGGAGUCCGGGAGAAAUCAGUUUCCCUUCAGUAUGUGACCCUCCCAAAGGAAGACUGUUCCCAGGCUCCGCAAAGGCAAGAACAGCCGGGAGCAGGUCCUGCACAGCCCUUCCUGCUCCCAGGUCAGAAGGAAAUGAUGCAGCACCUUGACGAUGAGGAAGAAGUCUCACCGGCCCCACCAGCCAGUGGGAAAGGCACGAAUGUGAGAACAGAAGAGCAGAAAUCUCCAAAGGCUCUUAGCUGUAUCACGGCUCCUCAGCAGUGCCCCUUGGAGUACGUCACCACAGAGAGCCUGUUACUGCCAUCAGCCGGUGACUCCAACCGUCCACCACUUGUCACUGCUGGGGGGUUACCUUGUGACUCACAGGAGCCCCAGCCCCCCAGUGACCACUCUUGCCAUGAGUGUCUCCCCGGGAAGAAGCCAGAUUUAGCUAGGACUCCUUUCUAA